CAUGCGAGAUCUGCUGCAUCUGGUACAUUUACGUGAUCGCGCGGUUCCCGGGGAUGCAACCACACAAUUAACAUCGGUUUCUUUACCGCACUAAUAUUAAAUCAAGACGCCGUGUUUCGGGGCCGACAAAACGAUUGUAAAGGACCUGAAUUAUCAUGGCUGAGCAUCAGAGGCAGCGUACCCUCUCCACAUCUGGAGAAUCCCUCUAUCAUGUGCUGGGAGUGGAAAAACUGGCUACUGUUGAUGACAUCAAGAAGUCCUACAGGAAACUGGCAUUGAAAUAUCAUCCCGACAAGAAUCCUGACAACCCCGAGGCAGUGGAUAAGUUCAAAGAGAUCAACAAUGCCCACGCCAUCCUCAAUGACCCUACAAAGCGAAACAUCUACGACAAGUAUGGCUCUCUGGGCCUUUAUGUGGCUGAACAGUUUGGAGAGGAGAACGUCAAUACCUACUUUGUCCUGUCCAGCUGGUGGGCCAAGGCUCUGUUUAUUUUCUGCGGCCUGGCUACGGGCUGUUAUUUCUGCUGUUGCCUGUGCUGUUGCUGUAACUGCUGCUGCGGUAAGUGUAAACCACGACCACGUGAGGGACCGGAACAGGAAUUCUACGUCUCUCCUGAAGACUUGGAGGCCCAGCUUCAGUCCGAUGAGAGAGAGGCAGGGGGAGGUGAGCCUAUCGUGAUGCAGCCCUCGUCGGCCACGGAAACCACCCAGCUGACGUCCGACGGUUACCACACCACUUACCACACUGACACCGGCUUCAACUAAAGCUCGACCCUUUCCACCUCCACCCUGUGGCUUGUCUCCUGCCACUACAUCCCCACCUGUCUGAGGGAGAAAAUGAGCAGAAUCCUUCAACUACAAAAAAGCCUGUUUGUGAGAGGAGGAUAGCCAGCGAUGGAGGAAUGAUUUUUGUUUUAGAGUAACCUGUGCUUUAUUCACACACCACUUCCAUGUCCCACACAAGAGUGGCUCCCAUUCACCUCAGUGUAGCUUAAAAACGAGUUUUAGGAAAAUUAUAAAAACAUGCUGUCGGUUCCCCUGAUCUCUUUGUUGCCUUGACCUCCGACCUUGCCUUCCACUCGUUCGCUCCUUCCUCCAGCCAGAUUUGCUCGUCGUCCUGUGGCAUGCACUGUUCCUUGACUUCGUUAGAUGAAAUUUUUGCAGUUCUGGUUUUCUUGUAGGUAUAUUUAUUGACAUGCAAUAUUUGUUUCCAUUUUUAAGUACUUCUGACUGUGGUUUAAAUCCGUGAAUUUGCCAUAGAUGUUUGAAGACUAGGGAGGCUCAGCUGAGAAGCAGUAGGAUUUGAUUAAAUUCUUCAUCAACAUGUCAACAAUUUCAGUUCUCAUACCCCUUAACAUCCAAGCUCCAGAGUUUGUUACAUGAAUUCUUUGUGUAACAAGUCAUGAUUGAAAUAACAUUGAUGGAGUUUUUAGGCCAGCCUCGCUUUUCUCAUCCAUCCCUUUUAUUUUGCGAGAGAGAUAUAAGUGAUGUAAGCGAUAACCUGUCAUUUCCUUUCAUUGGUUUAAAUCAUCACAUUUGGACGUUGGUGAUCCUUAUUGGACCAUUUGCAACAAGCUGAGCCAAAAUUAGGACUCUUCUGUAUAUGUGGAGUGGAUUUACAUGUCAUCUCUCAGUGUGCCUGUCUAGUAUGUGGAUGUUGCCAUGCCAUGCUGAGGUUGUUCGGUGACGUUCGAUAACAUGUUUGGAACUAAGCUCCAUUUGGCCCAGUUGUGUCUCUAUUGUCAUUCAAGGGGAAUCACGAUUGCCAACCAACCAUUAAGUACCAUAGUGUCAUAUCUGAUGUCACAUCUCGACUGUACACGUAAAGUCGAUACUAAGAAGGAUGAUGAAUUUUUAUAUAGUUAUACAAUCGGCACACAUCAUGUGUAUGUACAAUAUAUGUAUAUUUUGUGCAUUUUUGUAUUUCAGUUACUUUGCGCAUAUAUAGGAAAGAUUGUGUGAUAUAGUUCUUCUUGUGUCUGUGGUACUUGCCUCUUGUGGUUGCUCCCUAUGCCAAGAUAUAUGGUUUGUUGCGAGAGAGGUGUUUGUAUUAGUUUAAAGUUGUUAAUUCCAAAAGGAUAGACAUUCCCAUAGAUUUAUUGAAGUGGUGUGAUGAAGCAUUCAUCGUCUGUACAGCUUUCAUGCUUUUAACACUAAAAUUCAAUGUCAUCGCUGUCUUUCCAUCGUUUACAACAAUACAAGUGCAAAAAUACGUGUAAGAACUUCUGGGCAUUUAUUUGCAAACCGAUCAUUUUUUUCAGUUUAAUGUAUUAAACAGACGUUCUGUUUUGAAUGGAAAUAUAUUAAGCAGCUAAGUUUUGAUGCUACAUUUUACGAGGAAAUAAGCUACUUAUUCACUGAUAUUUUCACAUUUAUUUGAUAGGAUCUCAGAAUCGUCCCAGAGAUGUGGCAUUAUAUUUAGUCAUCCGUACAUUAUUUUUGUGUCAUUUUCUCUUGUAGUCAAGUUAUGUGAAUGGAUCCUCAUUGUGUUGCUCUCCAUUGUUAGAUGUUUUGUGCUUUCAAUGAUAUUUCAAGUUAGAUGCUUGUUGAUCUGAAAGGUUUAAAAUUGCCUCUGUACAUGUGGUCAGUUGUUUUUUCGAGAACAUUUAAAAGUGCUUUAAUAACCUUCUUAUACCAAACCUGAUUUUCUGAAUCUGCAAUUACACUAAGAUGACCAUCAUUGCCAUAUUCACAGUCAUGUUCUUAACUGUUUUUCUCUAACAUCCCAUGUCAGUACUCCUGCAUGGUGUGUUUUCACUUGUCUAAUAUUUGAUUUUUCUUCCCAGCAUAAUACAAAUGUCACCAGCCAUGUUCAUUCACAUUUUCCUGUUGUGCUUCAAAUGCCAAUUAUUCGUUGAUUUGUUUACAUUGUUAUUGAGCACUAUAAUCUCUUUUCUGUCAGUAUCUGCUCCUUAUUCCACGCUCUCCUUCUCUCACUCUGUCACUCCCUUUCUAUCUUAUCACGCUCUAUAUGGCUUAUAAUGGAUGUUGGCCUCUGUGGUUCCUUUUCCUGUGCAUUUAUCUGUUUCAGAACUGCAGUCAUUUAAAAUGUAUGGCUUCUUUGUUAAAAUGUUGGAUUGGAGUUAAAAGUUAAAUGGACCUUGCUUUAAGGAGAAAAAAAAUAACAUAAUAUAGUGAAAUGGUCAGGAAAUGAAUGCAUAUAAUGUCUUCAGAAAGAAGAUAAAAUGUUUAGUGUAAUUAUAGUGAAAUGGUCAAUUUUAUGCAUUUUAAUAAUUUUAUUUAUGAUCUUAUUUUGUCAUGUUUAUGAUGAAUUGGCUUUGUUUUAAAUGGUAUGUUAUAUGAAUACAUGACUCUGAAACUAUGCGACUCAUAGUUCUAUAGUGAAAGUCUCUUGUACAUACACUGAAUUAUUAAAAAGAAUAAAAAUAGACCUUUAUGUUGAA
Messenger RNA from Triplophysa rosa, 3403 nucleotides. It is a transcript of the gene dnajc5aa, whose product is annotated as DnaJ (Hsp40) homolog, subfamily C, member 5aa. The transcript is spliced from 5 exons. Gene Ontology annotation, biological process: regulation of synaptic vesicle cycle. Lineage: Eukaryota; Metazoa; Chordata; Actinopteri; Cypriniformes; Nemacheilidae. Gene Ontology annotation, cellular component: intracellular membrane-bounded organelle; membrane; presynapse. Bases 156 to 764 code for a protein of 202 amino acids. The record is from RefSeq and is a predicted model, not a curated record.